ACGCGACCACCUAAUAUUACCACCACACCAUUUCAUUUCAUUUCUUCACCUCCCUUUAUUCUCUCUGCCUUUUGCUCACAACAUGAGUGGCCGACGCCUCUCACUUUGCUGCUGAUUUCCGGCGGCGGCAGCGGCGGCGGCGUCCGGCGAUGGAGCUUUGACGUCUGCUUCUCCUCGAUUGAGUUCGGUAGCGGCGGGGCAUGUCAUGUCAUGUAUUUGCUUUGUCGUGAAUUCCAAUGUCCAGAGUGUCGGUCACUGCCGUUGUUUCUUCCGCUUCCUCUUCCUCCUCCGUUCACUUCAACCCCUACCAGCAAGAUGUUUUAUGGCAAAUGAACAUGAGAUCAGUGGAGCAAAUGGACUCUGGACCUUAUCCUGUGCGUGACGGUGAACCAGAUUGUUCUUACUAUAUUCGAACAGGCCUCUGCAGAUUUGGGAGUACGUGCCGCUUUAAUCACCCUCCCAACCGGAAACUGGCCAUUGCCACAGCAAGAAUGAAAGGUGAAUAUCCUGAGAGAAUAGGACAACCUGAAUGUCAGUAUUACUUGAAAACAGGAACCUGCAAAUUUGGAGCCACAUGCAAAUUUCAUCAUCCUAGAGACAAAGCUGGGAUUGCUGGAAGAGUCGAAUUAAAUGUUUUGGGUUAUCCACUUCGCCCGAAUGAGUUAGAAUGUGCUUACUAUAUGAAAAAUGGGCUAUGCAAAUUUGGGAGCACUUGUAAAUUCCACCACCCUCAGCCAUCUAAUAUGAUGGUCUCUUUACGCGGUUCUGCUGUAUAUCCUACUAUUCAUUCUCCAACAACUGGUCAGCUCUCAUAUCCACUGUCAAGAGCUUCUUUUAUCCCCAGUCCACGGUGGCAAAAUCCUUCAAAUUAUGCACCUCUGGUUAUGCAGCAGGGAGUGGUAACUCUCCCAGGAUGGAACUCCUACAGUGGUCAACUUCUAUCUUCAGAAAACCAACAUGCUACCACAGGAAACAACCAGAAUGAUGGUACAUCACAGCAGGGUGAAGCUGGAAAUGUAGGAUCUCAAUUUCAUUCUGGUUCUGUUCCAAUGGGAUAUUAUGCAUUUCAGAGAGAAAAUGUGUUUCCUGAGAGACCAGGUCAACCUGAAUGCCAGUUCUACAUGAAAACCGGGGACUGCAAAUUUGGUGCAGUAUGUAAAUUCCACCAUCCUAGAGAAAGACUUAUCCCUGUUCCCGACUGUCCCUUGAGUCCACUCGGACUUCCUUUACGCCCGGGGGAGCCUAUGUGUGUAUUCUACUCGAGAUAUGGGAUCUGCAAGUUUGGUCCAAGCUGCAAGUUUGACCACCCAAUGGAUGUUUUUGGAUACAAUACUGCUGCUUCCACAUCGACCGACUCUCCAGCUGUUCGUCGUUAUUUGGCAUCACCGGCAGGAACUGUUGCUCUUGGUUUUUCUACUGAAGGGCUGGUGGAAGCAGGCUCCACAAACAACAGACGUAUCUCUUUGUCAGAUGCUCGGCAGAGACACUCGGGUGAUAGUAACAUUGAGUCAGAGUGAUAAAAUUUUCUGCGAAAUGCUAUUUUAAGUUAUUGCCUUUUCUGGUCUUUCGGAAGAUAAAUAAAAUAACAGCUUCCUGUAAAUUUAUUUUCAUGGCUGGAGAUGUACAGAAUUCAUUUCCAACAUAAUCUGCUCUUCUAAAGAUGCAGUUCAGUUGACUAGAUUGACCUUUUGUCAAAUCUGCUGUGUUGUAUGAAUCUGUCUUGUCUUGUUGUCACCGUUGUUAACACCAAUAAUUAAUCUUUUUCUGA
Messenger RNA from Andrographis paniculata, 1768 nucleotides. RefSeq names its product zinc finger CCCH domain-containing protein ZFN-like. The transcript has 7 exons. Gene Ontology annotation, molecular function: mRNA binding; metal ion binding. The record is from RefSeq and is a predicted model, not a curated record. Bases 237 to 1517 code for a protein of 426 amino acids. Lineage: Eukaryota; Viridiplantae; Streptophyta; Magnoliopsida; Lamiales; Acanthaceae.